AAAGUGUGACAUUGUUUCAUUAAAAACGAUGUUUUAGGUCAAAAAAUAUUAUUUUACAUAGAAUAAGGAAUACAUUAUUAUUUUCUGAUGUUAUAUUCAAUCUCACUGCUUUGGGAGGCAAACAGAAAGAAGAUACAAAUUUGGUGUAUUCUCUUACUGAUGAGAUGAUACAGCAACGCAUACGUAAACUAAAUAAUCCGGAUAUACUCGAGAAUGAAAAUAAUCAAAUUUAUAGAACGUGCUUCGAUAUCCUGAUGGAAGCAUUUCCCAAAGAAAAUUUCACGUCAAAGCAGAUUCGCGAUAUUGUAAUAACGAUGCUAUUAACGGCCAGUGAAUCAAUCAGUAUUGCGAUGAAUUUUGUUAUCUUCAUGUUAGCAAAUUUCCCAAAAGUACAAGAAAAAGUACUCGAAGAACUAUUGGAAAUUUAUGGUACAGAAACGAUAAAAUCUGUACCAAUUAAAUAUGACGAUUUACAAAAGAUGCAUUAUUUGGACCGAGUUAUUAAGGAAACAAUGCGCAUUUUCCCUGUUAUUCCUAUAAUUGGAAGACAAGCCAAAGAAGAUUUAAAAAUAGGAGAAGUUAUUUUACCAAAAGGAACAAAUAUUUUCAUACCAAUUAUUAAAAUGCACCGAAACGAAAAAUAUUGGCCGAAUCCAUUAAUGUUUGACCCGGACAGAUUUCUUCCAGAAAGAAUAAAAAGUCAAUCGUAUUAUUACAUAGCUUUUAGUGAUGGACCAAGGAAUUGCAUAGGUAUGAAAUACGCAAUGAUGUCUAUGAAAGUUAUCUUAGCAACGUUGGCACGAACAUUCGUAUUCAAAGUAAAUAAAAGCGUUAAGAUUGAUGAAAUAAAAUUGAAGUUUAGCUUGACAAUAUCUACAGAGAAGCCUUUAAAAGUCAAACUUGAGAAGCGGUAUUUCCAAUAAAAUAAUCUUUUUUGCGUAGGAUGGGAAAAAUGUUAGCAUACCCUGAGGACCGUUCCCCAGGAGUUAUGUGGGGCUUGCACCCACUAAAAAACCCACCCCUCUGACAACCAGCCUCUGGUGUGCCAAGGACUUGGAGAUGCACUGCGAAGUAAUACGUCAUAAUAAAAUCAUCAGCUAUUGUAUCUCCCAAUCUUUGUUUCGAUAUAAUGUAUUUGUUCCCGACAAAUUAUUUAAAUUAUUUAGUUAUGAGACUAAUUUUAUAUUUCUGUAUAAUUUUUUCAUAUUCAUUGUAAUGUAAUUUUAUUGAUUUGACCCAGAAUGUUCUGAUGAAAACUAACAUAAGUAUAUGUCAAAACGUAAACGAUUGUUAAUUAUUCUUGCCAUUUAAUAAAAUAUUUUUA
This is a messenger RNA of Temnothorax curvispinosus, 1324 nucleotides long. Its product is annotated as cytochrome P450 4C1-like. Bases 165 to 923 code for a protein of 252 amino acids. The record is from RefSeq and is a predicted model, not a curated record. The transcript is spliced from 8 exons. Gene Ontology annotation, molecular function: oxidoreductase activity, acting on paired donors, with incorporation or reduction of molecular oxygen; iron ion binding; heme binding. NCBI's taxonomy places the organism in Eukaryota, Metazoa, Arthropoda, Insecta, Hymenoptera, Formicidae.